CCUCUUCCUUCUACAAAUUUGCCAGUAUUAAAGUCAACUCACACAAAUCUAUUCUAACAACAAACUCAACAACUCCAGAUAAAUCUAUACUCUUCGACAAUGAACAGUUAACAGCAAUCAAGAACAGAACACCGUUCAACUAUCUGGUUGCCUGGUUCUUAACAAGUGGAAAGCCGAUAUCAGUACAGAAGGAAAUUAUUGCAAAAGCUAUAAUUAACCUAAAAAAG
Molecule: messenger RNA, 227 nt
Organism: Ambispora leptoticha
Lineage: Eukaryota; Fungi; Glomeromycota; Glomeromycetes; Archaeosporales; Ambisporaceae
Source: the annotation of a GenBank genome assembly